This is a messenger RNA of Gregarina niphandrodes, 2940 nucleotides long. RefSeq lists its product as hypothetical. The coding region runs from base 1 to 2940 and encodes 979 amino acids. NCBI's taxonomy places the organism in Eukaryota, Apicomplexa, Conoidasida, Eugregarinorida, Gregarinidae. The transcript has a single exon. The record is from RefSeq and is a predicted model, not a curated record.
AUGGCUUCGGAGAUGCAGCCAAGCAGUUCUCAGGCCACAAUUGGAGAAUCUCCGAGCGUCGAGAUCGAGUCGAUGUCGAUCGUUAGCACCUUAAAAUGUUUAGCUAAGGAAAGCAAAUUUGAUUUCUUUCAAGAAGCGUUUACGGAUUGGGUUAAGAAAGCCGAUCCCGUAACCAAAAUCUCUAUUCCGGAAGUGAAGGGUGUGGUGGAGGUAUUGAAUUGCCUUUGUGAUUUGUAUGAAUCGAGCGUGGAUGACCCGAUUAGACAGAUAGACACGUGGCAACAAAUAAAGCGUCUUUGCGCGUACAUGCUUGCGAUGAUACAGGACUGGACAGGCGAAGAACAGCAUUCAGGAGAGAAGUCUAUCGGUGCAGGAUUGGUUGAAGGCCACGGGAAGGAUGGUGGUGAUGAGGAUCUCGGGUUGUUGGGUGACAUAAUGGCGUCAAGUUUAUGUCGUAUUCUCGGGCUUUGCGUUGCCUUAUUUUGGUGUACGGAUCGACCGCUUUUAUCGCAUGUUAAGUACACUCAUCUGGAGGUGGCCCGAGCUGCGGUAGACAUGUGUGUCUGUCUUCAGUCAGUCUGUUCGGCGUCAUUGCCAGAGUCCGUAGUGAGUGAGUUAUUCGCGCUUUGCUGCGAGCCCGUGGACUUGCUAUUACAGCUUUCUGCCGCUGAGAUGUUGUCCAACAUGCUCCGAGGUCGUUCUUCGGGUCAGCCUUCUUCGAGUGAGUUAGUGUUGAAAGUGUUGGAGAGUCAUCGCGAGUGGGCAGAGGUGGGUCAUCUGCUAAGGACGUGUGAAGAUGUGGACGUGUUAUUGCGUGUCCUAUGCGCACGAUUUUCGGGCAAGUAUGCGGUCUAUGCUGGGCCGCGUAGUUUGUCGAUCAUCACGGAUGUGAGCACGCGUGUCUGUGUACGAAUUACGGAACUUGGUUGGGUGUGUCCUACUCCAGCCGAUGUGCUGCAAGGGUCGCUCUGUUUCGGACAAUACUCGCUCGCUUUCUGCGCCGAGGCUUAUGAGGGCGCAUCCGAUUUGUCUUUUGAGCAAACAGAGCAGUUACGUCUAGCUCUUGACCAGACCACCUUGGAAAUCCCCUACUCAGUCGUUCUUGCCCUCAACUGGGACCGAGGCACCCUUCGCCUCACCCUCAUCGAUGCCCAGACCCUCCGUACCUGGUGCGGGCUCCUCGCCGUUCCCGAACCACCCCUCCAAGACGAGGCCAUCGUCGAACUCGCCCUCGUUGACGCCAACCCCCAACUUAUCGACAACCUUACGGCCUACCUUCGCGACCAUGUACCCGACCAUCUCCCUCCCGACCCACGACCUGAUAAGAGACUCGGAAAAAAACGCGAAUUGUCUGAACCCGGAUUCGGGACCGGGCCUUGUCGCUCUGGAGACGAUCGGUCUGAAGACGAAAAAAACCGAGACCAAGCCACAACUAUAAAACACCAAAAUCAGACACUGGCCGGAGAAUGCCUAGUGCAAACGCCGCCAAUCGAUCAGCGAGCACCCUGCGCCGAUCUCGCCCUCUCCACGCUCGAGGAACCGCAAGCUCCGCGCAAGGGCGCGCCCGCAAGUGCGCGACGUCCCUCACUCGAACGCCGCAUCAGCUUCGCUGCUGAGCCCGACACGCGCAAAUUCGACGGCAGCCUCCCCGUUAACUCUGGCCCUCUCCGCGAUCGACCUCCCCGCCCCCCGGACGACCGGGACCGGGGUCGGAGUCGGGAAUUGGACCGAGACCAGGAUCAAAACCGGACGGUCGGCCAGAACAGGACUCAAUCGCCCAACCACCGCGAGAACAACAGACCGGGGGGCAACAGGUCGGGCGCUAACAGAUCGCUGCGGGCGCCGUCUCCGAAACGGAACUGCGUGGUGGUCCCGCUCUCUCUUUCUCAAGACCUCGAAGAUCUGGAUGAACGUACACCGCUGCCGCGGCCACGGAAGCCAUCCCUUGGUACGCGAGAACCUCGGACGAUUCUCUCCAAACUGCGAACCGCGCCGGCGGCAGAGUCCACCCCGACUCAAGAUGCUCCGACCGGGGAGGCCGUCCCGACCAGAAAGGACGUCUCGACGGGGGACGUUGGAGAGAAAAAUGUCCGGAUGGGGGAUGCCCACGAGGUCGGGACGGCACCCAAGGGCGAGGGUCGGGCCAAGCGCGUCACUUCUUCCACGGUCGCGGGUUCGGACUCGGACGAACUGCUGCCCGAGGUCUGGGACCGCAUGACGCAGCGCGAGUGCGAGACCGUGAUGUCCAAGGACGUGAGUCCCGUGGAUGAGGCCCCUUCGUCGGGCUCUGGCUCUGGAUCCCGACCGGGCUCAUCUUCCGGUUCCGAUGUUGGGUCGUUAGGUACUUCACGCGGUCGGAGACCGUUGACGAAUUCGGGACAAAGGUCUCCAAGCAGUUCGCUGAGUACUCCCGUGGGCUCUGAAAAUAGUCGGGUGGGUUCGGAGAGUGGGUCUGGUGGGGACGAAGGUUCUGAGAGUGGUAGUCUUUGUUGGUCGACUUCGGGUGUGUUGGAUGAAGUGUUGGAAGCGUGGACUGUCACGCUACCACAGUUGGUGGUCCGUGCUGGUCGUGGGUUAGAGGCGACUGGACGUGCGGGGUGCGAGCGGUUAGUGCGUCGAUGGGAGCGUACCUACCGGAGGUUGUAUCGGGAAGCCGUGCGUGACUUGCACCUGCUUGACCGCCGGUUUGAGGAACAACUCGUGCGCGAAUGUAGCGCAACUCGGCUUCGGCUUAAACGAGGAAAAGAGAGUGAGAGGCGAACUGCGCAACGGAUUGAAGCUCUACUCGCUUCCGCACGAUCCGAAAGUGACGCACUAUGUCUCGCACUCACCACAGACCUACAGCGACACCAUGCACACACCUCACAUCAACGAGCUUUCGUACUUCACAAUCUCAAAGAACAACUUGCCCAACUUGACCCCAAACGCCGACGAGUUUAA